UAAACAGUGUUCGUUGGAGCCAUACGCGUUGUCUCGUCGUUACUUGAGUAUAAUCUGUCAUUUAUUAAAAACUAUUUUACCUGUUAAUUCAUAACAUAUCAGUAACGGGAAAGCUGCAAGACCUGAACGUCGUGGUCACGGGAGGAGCUGAAGGCCUCGGCUAUAAUAUCGCAGACAAAUACUUACAAAAUGGUGCGAAAAAUAUGAUACUUCUAGACAUUAACCAAGCAAAAGGAGAAGAAGCCGCAAAUACACUCAAUGCUAAAUACGGUAAAAAAGCUGUGUUCAUCAAAUGUGACGUGACGAAAGAUCUGGAUGUUGUGUUUAAACAAAUUAUUGAUACGUACAAGAAUAUAGACGUGCUGGUGAACAACGCAGGUGUUUCUGACGAAAACUCAGCCACUAGGACUAUUUCUAUCAACGUGGCAGCCGUUAUGGAGUGGGGAGUGAAAUUUUGGGAGCACAUGCACAAAGACAAAGGAGGUAAUGGAGGCACGAUCAUAAAUAUGGGGUCGCUUGCAGGAUUCCUGGUUAGCCCCUUCUUGAUCUAUUAUGGUACUUCUAAAUUUGCUGUCCUAGCAUUCACUAAAAGUUUGGGGCACGAGUAUAAUUAUAAGAGGUCAGGUGUUCGAGUGGUCGCUAUGUGCCCAGGGUUUACUCACACGACACUCACCACACAGCAAUUAGUUUGGGACGAGCAUCUCGAUGAUUAUAAUAAGCUGAGAAGUGUUUUCCCCUGGCAACAAUCAGAAGAUGUUGCGAAAGCAGCUGUAGAGGUCUUUGAGAAGGCUCCUAGUGGUACAGCCUGGGUUAUCAAUGGAGGACAACCCAUAUGCGAAGCGCCGGACUGUGCGAAAAUAACUGUGGAAAAUAUUGAAAAGCCAGAGACAAUUGUUUUAUAAAAUAAAUUUGUAGUACUUUUGUA
Molecule: messenger RNA, 925 nt
Organism: Manduca sexta (tobacco hornworm)
Lineage: Eukaryota; Metazoa; Arthropoda; Insecta; Lepidoptera; Sphingidae
Product: 15-hydroxyprostaglandin dehydrogenase [NAD(+)]
Exons: 1
Coding region: 204-902 (232 amino acids)
Cellular component (GO): cytoplasm
Molecular function (GO): oxidoreductase activity, acting on the CH-OH group of donors, NAD or NADP as acceptor
Source: RefSeq, a predicted model, not a curated record